Haliotis rubra (blacklip abalone) is the source of this 1045-nucleotide messenger RNA. Its product is annotated as nmrA-like family domain-containing protein 1. The record is from RefSeq and is a predicted model, not a curated record. The transcript is spliced from 5 exons. Lineage: Eukaryota; Metazoa; Mollusca; Gastropoda; Lepetellida; Haliotidae. The coding region runs from base 1 to 903 and encodes 300 amino acids.
AUGGCGUCCCCUAAAGUGGUUGUGGUGUUUGGCGCGACCGGAAGACAGGGAGGGUCUGUAGCGAGAGCCCUGGUCAAGGAUGGCCAGUUCACGGUACGGGCAAUCACCCGUCAUGGCGACAGCGAAAAGGCCAAGGAGCUCGAGAAAGAAGGUUGCGAUGUGGUCGUUGCCGACCUCGAUGACAAGCCCAGCGUUGUGGAGGCGAUGCGGGGAGCUUAUGGCGUUUUCCUCGUCACCAACUACUGGGAAGACAUGGACGAAGAGCGCGAGUUCAUCGAGGGUAAGAACGCAGUAGACGCUGCCAUAGAGUGUGGAAUUGAGCACCUUGUUUAUAGUGGCCUGGAGGACGCAAAGGAACUGUGCGGCUACUCUGUGCCGUGUUUUGACGGCAAGGGCCGGGUGGAGGAAUACAUUCGGUCAUGUGGUCUGCCCUACACCAUUGUCAGGCUGUCGUUCUACAUGGGCAACGUAUUCAACUAUUUUGUGCCCAAAAAGCAAGAAGACGGCUCCUUCCAUCUCGAAAUACCAAUGGAAGGACAUCCGCUAUAUAUGGUGUGUGUCCGUGAAGUAGGUCCUAUAAUAGUCUGCAUCUUCGGAGAUCCCGGGGAAUAUGCAGGAAGAACUCUUGGAUUGAGCAGCGAACAGCUCACGGUAGACGAGAUGGCCCAACAAAUGACGGAAUGUCUAGGGGUGGAGGUCAACAAUGGCAACGUACCCCUCUCCGAAUUCUGCAAACUGAAUAUCCCUGGGAUCGAUGUGUACUGCGCCAUGUUUAAGUACUUCCAAUCUGAUCUCUACAAAAGAGACAUAGAACUUACCCGGAAGUUGAAUCCAGAGUGGUCUACCUUCAGAGAAUGGCUGGCGCGCAAUAAAGAGGCGCUGUUGGCUGCAAUGAACCAGUAAUGACGGACAUACGUUCUGAAUCGCAACGUUUACGCAGCUGAUGGUGUUGCGUAAUGGUUAAAGUGUUCACUCACUAAUUGAUUACUUUUUCAUUAUCAUUUUACUUUAAUGCACUGAUAAUAAAAGUCUUCUCUAGCACCAA